Messenger RNA from Lithohypha guttulata, 939 nucleotides. It is a transcript of the gene SEC65, whose product is annotated as signal recognition particle subunit. Gene Ontology annotation, cellular component: signal recognition particle, endoplasmic reticulum targeting. Lineage: Eukaryota; Fungi; Ascomycota; Eurotiomycetes; Chaetothyriales; Trichomeriaceae. The transcript has 2 exons. Bases 1 to 939 code for a protein of 312 amino acids. The record is from RefSeq and is a predicted model, not a curated record. Gene Ontology annotation, biological process: SRP-dependent cotranslational protein targeting to membrane, signal sequence recognition; SRP-dependent cotranslational protein targeting to membrane. Gene Ontology annotation, molecular function: 7S RNA binding.
AUGGAGAAAUGGCCUUACAAGACGGCUUAUCAUGCCAGAAACCUUAGUGCUAUCUUCACCAUGUCAAACCCAAGGAUAGAAGAGGUGUCGGAUAGUGACCCAGAAAUCGACGACCCUGAGGACUUCCUCCCAAAUGAAAUUAUGCGACCAGUAAACGCACCAGCACCACAGAGCUCUAGUGCCUCUCUACCGAAUCCUACUCUCAUGCAACCGCCACUGCCAGCGCAACGCGAGGUAUCUGAUGCGGAUAUGCAGGCGAGAAGGGCAGAGGUGAAACCUUAUGCAUCGAUUUAUCCUAUUUACUUUUCCAAAGCUAGAUCGCGGCACGACGGUCGACGAGUAUCGAAGAAGUUGGCAAUCGACAAUCCACUGGCGUUCAGUAUCUUCAAGGCAGUACGGCAAGUAAUAGGAUCUUCAUUGCGGAUAUCCUUCGAGCCAGACAAGACACAUCCCAAGGACUGGUCAAAUCCAGGCAGAGUGAAAGUACAACUUUUCGAUCCAGACACCCACAAGCCUUUGCAUCCUACUAUUAAGAACAGAAAACAUCUCUACAAUCUUGUGGCAGAAGAGCUCGUAAACAACCCUACAAGGCCAGACGAUCCUCUAGAGCUGAAAUUGCAAGGCUUGCCCGUACCUGAGAAUUUUCUUGACACCAAGAUUGCCGUUCCGAGAGGCUGGAAGAUGGGCAACAUUUUACCGAUACAUAGUGCUGCGGUGAGUGGCGGAGGGGUGUCUGACAACUUCCUAAAAGAGGCUAUGGAAGAGAUGAAACAGAUGCAGGCUGCACAAGGAGGUGGACAACUGCCAGCUGGACCUGGCGGUAUGGAUAUGAAUGCUAUGGCUCAGAUGAUGCAGGGCAUGGGUGGUAUGGGAGGCUUUGGUGGAGGUGGCGGAAAUACUGGUGGCAGUAGCAAGAAGAAGGAUAAGAAGAAGGGCUAG